GGCGGCAAUGUGGUCACUUGGCUUUUUGACUAACGCAGCUCCUUCUGUUACUUAUCCAGUGGUCUGGCACUACAGUAGCUAACUACAGUAUGUCAAAGCAGACAUGUGCUCUGUCCUAUGCCAUAAAAGACAACAAAAGGUGUGCAGUCUAUGUAACAGCAUAGAAGAAACAACCAGGAAUACAGCAAACAUCUAGAAAGCUGUUUCUGUGCAUUUCCUUAAUAGAGGCUGUUCUGUUUCAUGAGAGCUCAGAGGGAAUACGGAGAUUCUGCUGCUAUUUCUAGUGUGUGUUUUUCUGGACUGAAAAGACCAGAUCCACAGUCUAUAGCCAGCAACUUUCUGCUGUGUGAAACGAGUGUGCUGCAAUCCAGAUACAAUGUCUGCGCCAAGUGGCAUCCCUGUCCCAUCUGCACCACCUUCUUAUGAGGAAACAACGGGACUCAAUGUGAACUAUCCUCAGCCCUAUCCUACCCCAGAACAUGGCCAGAAACCAGAUGGGAAAAGAAUGAACCCUUCCCCAUACACGGGACAGCCUUCACCAAUGCAUAACCCCAUUACAGUUCAGACAGUGUAUGUGCAGCAACCAGUAGCAUUUUGUGACCGCCCAGUUCAGAUGUGCUGCCCUUCCUGCAACCAGAUGAUAGUGACACGUCUCUCGUAUGACUCAGGAGCUUUGACUUGGCUGUCAUGUGGUGGCCUCUUCCUGUUGGGGUGUGUAGCUGGCUGCUGCUUAAUUCCCUUCUGCAUUGAUGCCCUAAAGGAUGUGGAUCAUACCUGUCCAAACUGCAGUACUCUUCUUGGAUCUUAUAAACGUUUAUAGGCAGUGUUUAAACAUUGAUAAUUGAUUGAAGUUGGUUAGGACCUCUACAAGCCCUUUUUGAAGCUUCUUAGAGACUUCUGGUUGUUUCUGUGCAUCCUGUCACUGGAAACCAAUCAAAAGUAAUGUUUAUUGCUAGAUUGUUUGAGUAAGAAUUUGCUUGAGGGGAUUCCGACUUAAGUCUAUAAAAACUAUAUUUAAUCUUUAAGGGCCACUCAGUGCAGAAGCAGUUGAUGGCAACUAUGUUUUCUCUUCUGCUUUAUGUAGAACAGGUUCAUGAUGUUCUUCAGUUAAUCAAUCUCACUUCAACUAUGCUGCAAACUGGUGUGCUUGCUUAUGGUCAGCUCAGACAGGGAGGAGAACAUCUAUGGAGAACUAGAUAGUCUAAUGCUUGGUGCUGAUGCUUUUGUAACAGCACCUUUUGCAAACUGUCAGGGAGCCGUUUGCCUCUAGAACAAGUGCCCCUCUUUGACAAAAGAAGCGAUUUGUUGGCAUCUGUUCAUGAGCACUAAAAUUUGCUUUAAAACUUUCUUAGUUGAAAGAGAACCAAACCUAGAGACUUCAUGCUUUUUGGAGGCUACUUUACCAAAUGGGACAACUCAGGUUAUCAUGUGUUAAUGGUGAUUCAACCUAUUACCUGUAUUUCCUUUCCAGUUUCAAUUCUAGUCAUACCUCUACAGUUAAAGAUGUUCAUGCAGGAAUUAUUAAUAGGUACUUGUGGUUUUUCGAUUGGUUGGGAUUUUUUUACUGCUGAUCUUGAUGUCUGUCAAGUGUUCUCUUUGCUCCACCCCAGUGAAAGUGCCCAUACUGCCAUAGUUAUAGCCUUGGAAGACUUCCUUAUACAUUUACACAAGUCAACUGAUAAGCAUAAACAAACCUCAGCCUUAUCUUAAGGCUUAAAUCCCACCUGCAAGACACAGAUUCAGGACCUGAGGUUUUAAUUGUUGAUCUGUUUGUUAAUUACUGUUUCUUCAUUAAGAAGGUAACAUGAUUGUUAAGGAGUUUCUCUGAUUAUUUAGGUGUGUACUGUGAUUUUUCUACAUGAAAUAAGUUCUAUUUUCAGAGGCUUAAGCUGGAUAUGCUUAUUUAAGACAGUGAUCACAAAUAAGUUAGGGAAUGUUGAUCUUAAGGUUGAAGUAUUUUACUCUGUCAUAAGCAGUGGACUUGGUCUGAAUAAAAUUUUGAUCCAUUUGAAUGAUAUCUGUCUAGAAGAGAUGGGUGUUUAUACAAGGCUGUGAUGCACUGUAUUAAUCUCUGUAAAAGCUAAAAUAAAGAUUAAAAAAUACUGCUUUUGCCAAA
Messenger RNA from Melopsittacus undulatus (budgerigar), 2116 nucleotides. RefSeq names its product lipopolysaccharide induced TNF factor (gene LITAF). The record is from RefSeq and is a predicted model, not a curated record. Gene Ontology annotation, biological process: regulation of cytokine production. Gene Ontology annotation, cellular component: nucleus; cytoplasmic side of lysosomal membrane; cytoplasmic side of late endosome membrane. Gene Ontology annotation, molecular function: zinc ion binding. Lineage: Eukaryota; Metazoa; Chordata; Aves; Psittaciformes; Psittaculidae. The transcript has 5 exons. Bases 377 to 820 code for a protein of 147 amino acids.